Molecule: messenger RNA, 2053 nt
Organism: Onychomys torridus (southern grasshopper mouse)
Lineage: Eukaryota; Metazoa; Chordata; Mammalia; Rodentia; Cricetidae
Gene: Tctn3
Product: tectonic family member 3
Exons: 14
Coding region: 68-1852 (594 amino acids)
Biological process (GO): cilium assembly; smoothened signaling pathway
Source: RefSeq, a predicted model, not a curated record
CCUGCGCUCCUAGGACGCGUCUGGAGAUUGAGGUUCCUAUCGCACCCCUCUGCAGCCCGGCUGCCCUAUGUGCAUUCCGCAGCUGCACCUGCUGAUGGUGGUGAUCCUGAUGCUUCCUGACGCCGCCGGACCUCAGCCCUUCUCCCCAACCCAGGCUCUGCCCACCUUCUCCGCCCUGGAGCCAGUGACGCCCGAAGUGGCUACUGCAGCUCCACCGGACUCCUCUGAGGGCCCUACUCCCGGGACCCCGUCGAUGCCCGAGAACGUGACCACAGACCCCUUCCCAGCCUUGCCGAUCUGCGUCUGUGACUUGACUCCUGGUACCUGCGAUUUAAACUGCUGCUGUGAUAAGGACUGCGACCUUCUCCAUCCCAGGACAGUCUUUUCCUUCUGCCUUCCUGGUAGUGUAAGAUCUUCCAGCUGGGUGUGUGUCGACAACUCUCUUAUCUUCAGGAGCAACUCCCCAUUUCCUUCCAGGGUUUUCACGGAUUCCAGUGGAAUUACACACUUUUGUGUCCUUGUGAAUGACUCAAAACUAAAUUAUUUCCAGAAGCUCCAAACAGUCAAUGCAACUAACUUCGAGGCCCUGGCUGCUGAGUUUGGAGGCCAGUCCUUUACUUCGACAUCAAAAGCCCAGCCGCCAUUAGCGUUUUACAGGGCUGGGGAUCCCAUCCUGACGUACUACCCCAGCUGGUCUGUCGUGAGCUCACUGAGGCAGCCUGCAGCAGUGGGAGCUGGGGGAUUCUGUGCCGAGGGCCAUGCUGCAGGCUUCCUGGAGAGAAAAAGCACAACCUGCACUCGCUUCUUCAGGGACCUGGCCAGUAGCUGCACCUCGGAGCCAGCCCUGGACGCUGCCACUUACCACAACUUCAGAGUCUUGAAGGUUCCAAGAGGUAUGACUGAUCUUCAGAAUACACAGCUCCAGGUUCCUGUAACACUUACCUCACAAACCAGUCCUCCUCUGUUGGCUGGAAACACGUGUCAGAAUAUAGUUUCCCAGGUCAUCUAUGAGAUAGAGACCAAUGGGACCUUUGGGAUCCAGAAAGUGUCUGUGAGCUUUAGACAGACCAACCUGACUGUCAGGCCGGGUGUUUCCUUACAACAAGGCUUUGUCGUUCACUUCAGGGCAUUUGAACAACGCGUGGCUGCUUUUUCUACUCCCAGAAGUGGGAAUCCCGGCUACCUCAUCGGGAAGCCACUUUUGGUGCUAACUGAUGACUUUGGUCACUCGAUGACCCUUUUGCAGAGCGAUGGUAAUGGACUUUGUUCUGGUAAGAGACAUGGAAUACAGUUUGGAGUGAACACAAUAUCUGGCUGCAAAUUAAGACCCACAGAGGUGAACUGCAGCCAUUUGCAGAGGGAGAUUUACCAGGCUCUUCAUGGAAGGCCUAGACCAGAGCACGUCGCCAUCUUUGGUAAUGCUGACCCAGCCCAGAAAGCAGGGUGGACCAGGAUCCUCAGCAGGAACUGCAGUGUUUCGGCUGUUAAUUGCUCUUCCUGCUGUUUCAUACCAGUUUCCCUGGAGAUCCAGGUGUUGUGGGCACAUAUAGGGCUUCAGUCCAACCCACAAGCUCAUGUGGCAGGAGCCCGGUUCCUGUACCAGUGCAAGUCUGUACAGGAGCACCAGAGAGGGAUAGAAGUAUCUUUGACAACUCUUGUGAACUUUGUGGACAUUACUCAGAAGCCAGAGACACCACGGGGUCAACCUAGAACGGACUGGAAACUGCCAUUUGAUUUCUUCUAUCCUUUCAAAGUGGCAUUCAGCAGAGGGGCCAGUGUUCAGGACUCAGCCUCUCCUGUGCUCAUCUUGUGCAUCUUUCUACUUGGAGUUCUCAACUCACAGACUAAGUGAAAGCGGAAAAAUAAUCAGGUUUCAUUCUUCCCUAUGGGAAAUUCUAAGAUGGCCUGCUUGUCUUGGCCGAAGAGGUCCCCACUUACUCAUGAUUACAGGAGGACAUUUAGGGAAACACAACCUAACUAAAGGAAAUUGUUUUCCCCAUUUCUCACUGUGUAACCUUGGCUGGCCUGGAGUUCCCAGUGUAAACCAGGCUGG